AGCAAGCAGAGCAGGCGCCUCCGGUGCGAGGCGGAGCGCGGAGGACGGCCGCAGCGCCGAGCUUCGUCACAGCAUGGUUAUUGUGCACACAGGGUGCUUGUUGUAUUACCUGGGUGGCUGGGUGAGCACCUUCGGAAGUUGGAUCUCUAGAUCACUACAAGGAGAUGAAAUAAGGUAGUGAAGUCAGGCAAGGUGCACUCUAUUGAAUAAAGCAACAGCAUAUGUACCAUUAAAGACUUCAGAAUGUCGACUCAUUUAAAUUUCUGGUACAAGAGGUGGUAGUAGCAUUAGCCUGUUUUACCUUUUUUUUAGAAGGCAUUAUAGUCUCUGAAUUCUCGCUUAAACCGAUUUAUGUGGUCAUUGAUUUACUAGAGUGAUGUUCAUGAAUGAAAUCAUAUUAAUCAAAUACAUCAUGACUGUAUCUGAUGAAGCCAGUGGCACUUAAAUCUUAUGUGAACGGGAAUGGGAACUUUGACAGUAGUUCCCAAAUGUGUGGAUCAUAAUUUGUCUCAUUUGGCAAGAUAUCAAACUAUAGCUGGCAAAGGAACCGCCCGCUCUGCAACCUUCAUGUGCUCAGCCUCCGCACAAGUCAUCAUCAAGCCAAGCAAGAAAGAGUGAGCAACCAACAUUUGUUGCCAUUGUAGCACACGGGUGGCUUGCCAAGUUCAGGUCCUUUUGCCAACUUCCUCACCACGUGAGCCCAUGCAAUUGUCCAGCACAAGGUCAAGGCCACCUUUGCCAUCACCACAUAUUGGCGUCAGAAAAAGCUGGAAAUGUGUGGUCUUUCGAGUUGUGAGCUGAUGAACACAAUGAGAACAUCACAUGCAAAGGAGCAACUAUGACUUCAAAAGGGAUACACGAUUGCAACGUUCCAGAAAGCACACGAGCAGUCUUUUGCAGCACCAGUGAAUUAACAAAGCAAUGAUAUUAUUACCUGAAAUGUUGCAGGCCAGAUUUUUUAUAAAAGAAGUACCCUAUGUACAGGGAGAGACAUCACUUUGUUUCACAGCCUUAGGUGCCACAUUUUUCUUGUACUGGCAUCUUCAUCUUCACUGAGGUUCAGGCCAUGGUAAUGGCUUGUACUCUGAAUUCCAUCAACAAGAAAAGCACUUUGCUGAUGCUUACCGCACCGGUGAAGACAAUAGGCAGGAUUCCAGCUUCGUGGGGGAGACAUGCAUGGAGUAUUGGGAGAGAAGAUCCAAGAAGAGCUGUCCAUGCUCUCAAGGCUGGGACAGCUCUCACGCUGGUCUCGCUCUUGUACAUACUCGAACCUUUCUUCAAAGGAAUUGGGAAGAAUGCAAUGUGGGCAGUCAUGACUGUAGUUGUUGUGCUUGAAUUCACUGCAGGAGCCACUAUAUGCAAAGGGCUGAAUAGAGGGUUGGGAACAGUGCUGGCAGGCUCUCUUGCACUUCUCAUUGAGCUUGUUGCUGCUGGAACCGGGAAGGUUUUCCGUGCUUUCAUCGUGGGAGCUUCAGUGUUUAUAAUAGGAUUUGCUGCCACAUAUGUUAGAUUCUUCUCAACAAUCAAGAAGAGCUACGAUUACGGUGUGCUGAUUUUUCUCUUAACCUUCAAUCUGAUAACGGUGUCAAGCUACCGCCAAAACGAUGUGCUCCCAUUAACGAGAGAUCGUUUAAGUACUAUUGCCAUCGGCUGCGCAAUAUGUCUAUUCAUGAGUCUCUUGGUUUUGCCAAACUGGUCUGGGCAAGACCUCCACAAUAGCACUGUUAACAAAUUCGAAGGAUUGGCAACAUCAAUUGAAGCUUGUGUGAAUGAGUAUUUCCGAGACCAGGAUAAAGACGACAACGAUAAGCAGGAAGCAAGAGCUUCAAUUCAAAUAGGCUAUAGAGCGGUCUUGGACUCAGAAUCCAGUGAUGAGACCCUAGUAGCACACUAUGCAAGCUGGGAGCCAAGACACUCAAUGCACUGUUACAGUUACCCAUGGCAAAAGUAUGUGAAGCUCGGAUCCGUGCUUAGGCACUUUGCAUACACAGUUGCUGCACUUCAUGGAUGUUUGGAAUCUGAGAUACAGACUCCUCCAUCCGUGAGAUUACUGUUCCGAGAUCCAUGCACAAGAGUUGCUCAAGAAGUCGUCAAGGUUCUGCAGGAGCUUGCGGUGAGCAUAAGGCGUCACCGGCGCUGUGCCCCUGACGUGCUCUCUGAUCAUCUUCACGAAGCGCUGCAGGAUCUGAACUCGGCAAUCAGAUCGCAGCCGCGGCUCUUCCUUGGCUCCAAACGCGCGUGUGCCACCAAUAAGCAUAUGCUCAUGGAACUCAACUCUGGAAAUCACACGGCAUCGAGAGCUACCCUUCAUUCAUUCAAUGACUGAUGCGACAGCACUGUCAGAAAGGAAGAACACUGGAACAGACCAACCAUCACGAGCCUCGAGUUCUCUCAGGCGCUCCCGUUUGCCGCUUUCGCGUCGUUGCUGGUGGAGAUGGUGGUGCGGCUGGAGAUGGUGAUAGAGGAAGUGAAGAACCUGGAGCGAGCUGCAAAUUUCAGAGAGUUCCCUGGACAUGAUCAUCUGAUCAUUGAUCUCAGUAGCAAGGAGAAAACGAGGAACAGUAAUGCCGCGGCAUUGAACCCAGUUUCUGCUGCAGCUGAGUGAGUAAUGGAUCCGAUCAGAAAUGUAUCAGCCAUGCAUGCAUUCUGAGAAGAGAGGCAUAUUCUUUUUUUUUCAGUAAUCAUGAAUCUUGAACUCCCAGUACUGGUUGUUUGAGAAGAAAGCUUUCCGUGUAAUCUAAUCCACCUACCCAUGAAUUAUUUAUCAACAUCUGAAUAAUUGGAGUUGGUGUCAAAUAUCUUCACAUGAA
Panicum virgatum (switchgrass) is the source of this 2810-nucleotide messenger RNA. RefSeq names its product aluminum-activated malate transporter 12-like. Gene Ontology annotation, cellular component: plant-type vacuole membrane. The transcript has 9 exons. The coding region runs from base 1067 to 2326 and encodes 419 amino acids. Gene Ontology annotation, biological process: malate transport. The record is from RefSeq and is a predicted model, not a curated record. NCBI's taxonomy places the organism in Eukaryota, Viridiplantae, Streptophyta, Magnoliopsida, Poales, Poaceae.